CCUCCAUCAUGGCCCUCUCAUGUUCAGUAUAUCAACGCCCCCCGUUAUCAUCCUUCUGUGCCGGGCCCCGUGCGCUCUUUUCUUAUCAGUGGCACUAAUCCCGCCCCCCAGAAAACACCGAUUUCAGGUCCUUCGACAUCUCUAGUUCGCGUAAGGUACAUCACAGAACCUUCUCACCCUGCACGAGGACAGAACGGCCUUUUUGCUGUUCGAAAGAUCCUUCCUAGGUCACAUAUCAUUGACUAUAUUGGAGAAGUGCAUUGCCAGGAUAGAGCUGACUCCGACUACGAUCUUUCACUUUUUCGGUCAGCGGAUGGGGAUAAUGUAGGCGUGGAUGCCAGUAUUAUGGGCAAUGAGGCUAGGUUUGUCAAUGAUUACCGUGGUAUUCGAAGCAAACCCAAUGCUGUUUUUGUGGAGAGCCGUACGUCGCAAGGCGAACUACGGAUGAGCAUUUGGAGUUCCAAAGAUCCAAUACAAAAGGGCGAUGAGAUCUUAGUAUCCUAUGGAAAAAGUUGGUGGCGCUCCCGA
Molecule: messenger RNA, 528 nt
Organism: Suillus plorans
Lineage: Eukaryota; Fungi; Basidiomycota; Agaricomycetes; Boletales; Suillaceae
Exons: 1
Molecular function (GO): protein binding
Source: RefSeq, a predicted model, not a curated record